Messenger RNA from Tachysurus fulvidraco (yellow catfish), 2785 nucleotides. It is a transcript of the gene chordc1a, whose product is annotated as cysteine and histidine-rich domain (CHORD) containing 1a. The record is from RefSeq and is a predicted model, not a curated record. Lineage: Eukaryota; Metazoa; Chordata; Actinopteri; Siluriformes; Bagridae. The coding region runs from base 224 to 1111 and encodes 295 amino acids. The transcript has 11 exons.
CCGAAAGUACCCGAACGCGUACGAUGUUAGCCGAAAGUACCCGAACUUGCUUCGACGCCGCAUCGGCGAAAGCUCGAGAAGUUUCCGGAAUGUUCCGAGCUUUUCUGGAAGCCUGUCAAUGAGCGCACGAGCCGGCUGACAGUUACCCGAGUCCUUAUCUGGAACUCAUUCGGAACUAUAAAACUUUCUGUUGAGCUCAUUAUCGUCUUUUUGUGGAUUUGUCAUGUCUUUGCUCUGUUAUAAUAAAGGUUGUGGGCAGCGUUUUGACCCGGAAAACAACCCAGAAGAUGCAUGCACUUACCAUCCUGGAGUUCCUGUAUUCCAUGAUGCCUUGAAAGGCUGGUCAUGUUGCAAGAGACGCACUACGGACUUCUCGGAUUUCCUGAGCAUCGCUGGCUGCACCAAAGGUCACCAUAACAAGGAGAAGCCGCCCGAGCCGGUAAAGCCUGAGGUGAAGAGUUCAGGAGGGAAGAAAGAGCUGGAGGAUCUGAAACCACGGUUUGACGAAUACGUCAUUCAAGCUCCUAAACCUGUAGAGUUCAUCCAGAGACCCAGUGCUGAUGAGCCAAUGGUGGAACUGCAGCAGAAAGUGUCUCCGUCCCUAAAACAGGCACUCGAGAACAUCAAACUAUCCGAAACACAACAGAUUUCGAAGAGCGAGAACGAAGGGAAUGAGGUGAAAAUCGGAACAGCAUGUACAAAUCGAGGUUGCACUAAGACUUACUCUGGACCAGGAAGUAAUGAGGAUACGUGUUUGUUUCACCCAGGAGUUCCCAUCUUCCAUGAGGGGAUGAAAUUCUGGAGCUGCUGUCGGAGGAAAACUUCGGACUUCAACACAUUUCUUUCUCAGGAGGGAUGCAGUACUGGAGCUCAUGCAUGGAAGAAAGCUGAUGGGACGAAGCUGGUACCAUGUCGGUUUGAUUGGCAUCAGACCGCUAGUCAUGUGACCAUCUCUAUCUAUGCUAAACAUUCCAUCCCUGAGCUCUGUACCGUAAAGGCCAACCGCACCACGGUGUGUAUCAGAGUGAUCUUUGAGGGUGAGAAGGAGUUUGAACAGAAUAUCAGCCUCUGGGGGGACGUCAUUUUGAAGACGAUUCCUUUACCAUCUUGACUGAAGUCCGUCAGAUGAAGGCUUUAAGGUACGCACAACACUGGUGCACGUCUGUUCACUAUAUUAGCAGAUUUUCUAUUUCACAUAUUUGGCAAAAAUGCGCAGAUGAUCAAGUAUUGUCACCAUUGAUUGUAAAUGAGUCACCGUUAAUAAUAGCAGACACUCAGAAAAGAUGGGAACAGAGAGAGUAUAAAUCACUAAACCUCCUGAGUUUGUCAUCUGGGCUAAAUUAAAUAUCAUCAGCCAUUCACCUGGUUCCUUAGUACGAUGAUACGGAGUAUCGUGUUGUGUUCCAUUCGAUACAAAGCUCUGGAUUUGAUACGUCGGCUUAUUGUACAAUACAUCCAACUCUUUGCAUAAUAAUCUCAGAUAUUGGUCAUUUAAAACUGCUUAUAUCACGUGACAUAAACAACACAUUUCAACUGAAUAAAUCGGUUUCGUUAUUAUGUCCAAAUUAUUGUACAUGUUCUACUGCUGGCGAAAGAACGUCAAAAUUAGCCACCCUAUGCAAGGUGUGUGAGUGAAUGAGAGAGUGUGUGUGUGUGUGUGUCCUGCGAUGGGUUAGCACUUCGUCCAGGGUGUAUCCUGCCUCGAUGCCAGAUGACGCCUGAGAUAGGCACAGGCUCCCCGUGACCCGAGAAGUGCGGAUAAGCGGUAGAAAAUGAAUGAAGGAAUGCUAGCAAGGCCAUGUUUUUUACGUACUGUAGCUAGUCUAGAAAACGCUCCUGAACUCGGUGUUUGUAAAGUUGGGACAAAAGUCAAGCAACGAGGAAACAGGAUCGUUUGUUAUUAUCUAUUCUAAGAUUAUCUUUAAGCUCUACGUUAUUUUAACAAUAGCGCACACUGAAAAGUGUCUGAUCUAGCGGAUAAAUGAGAAUAUGCUUAUAGAUACGUCAAGAUUAUUCCCUCAGCACAUCAACACAGCCAUUUGGUGUCUGAGCACUUUUAUAUAUGUGCUGCAAAUUUACAUUUACAGCAUUAUGAUCAGAGGAAGGUUAAGUUUCAAAUAAAAAUAUUUAAAUGUAAUAUAUUUUUCUCCUAGUUUUUUGGGUAUAUUUUUCUCCUCCUUAUUUUAAAUGGGUCAUAAAAUAUAUCAAUAAUUAUCGAUAUUGGUCGAUAUGAAACACUGAUAUCGUGAUACAGUUUUCAGCCGUAUCGCCCAGCCCUACUCGGUAAGAGUUUUCCAGGCCACGUGAACCGAGACAACUUCCUGAAUUCCAGAAAUACCUCGGCGUUUAGUGUUAAUGCGACUCUCAGCUCACACAAUCCCCACGGAUGAUCCAACACAAAGAAGUGGCAUGAUGAUUCCAUGAUCCACCCCAUGAGAUUUGAAGAGUUUUAUAAACUCGUGUGGUCCAGAAAUAGCACAUUGUCGGGAUUUGUUCUGUUUAACAAAGUCGCUCAUUACUAAUUCAUCGAUUGUGUAUGGGAUAAAACCAUAACAGGUGAUUUUAUUAUUUAUUUUCCUUAUCCACAUAGUUUCCUUCCUCUUGUGCCACAGCAAUUUUGUAAACCUUUUACCCCGAUUACUUAUAAUUUUAUUGUCAGACAAUAACAUAUAUAUUGUUCAAGUAACAUUUCUGUGUAAAUGGUUAGAGGUUUAUUAUUAUUCUUCAAUUCUGUGGCUUUCCUAUGAACAGAAACAAGAAAAUAACAACGAAAAGUGAGUUAAUU